Messenger RNA from Anoplophora glabripennis (Asian longhorned beetle), 598 nucleotides. RefSeq lists its product as uncharacterized. The record is from RefSeq and is a predicted model, not a curated record. The transcript is spliced from 2 exons. The coding region runs from base 30 to 449 and encodes 139 amino acids. Lineage: Eukaryota; Metazoa; Arthropoda; Insecta; Coleoptera; Cerambycidae.
GGAUUACUCGAGGAAUUGAGUCAGUGACAAUGGAUUGCAAAUACGGUGUCUUCGUGUUUCUUGCCCUCUGCGCUUUGGCCUCCAACAGUCAGGGACAGGCACCACAGGAAUGUCUUGAUUUCCCUCCUCACUUGGACGACGUGGAGUUGGGCUCCCAUUCAUUUAUCCUGAGGUGGUCAAUAGAAAACGACAUAUGGGAGAGAUGUGAAGUCAACGAGCUCCUGAUCGAGGGAGCGAACAUCAGAGAGGCCGUACGCAUAGAGGACGAACACAGAUUGGCACUUGUAGAAGUUGAGGUCCGUGAUGUGAUGCCCGACAGAAUGUACUACCUGCGCGCCUUCGUCCGUCACGGUGAAGAGUGGUCUGUGCCGACAGUGGUUGCCAUCCACACCUUGCCCGAUAGGGAACCGGAACCGGGACCGGAUCCGGAACCAGAACCGCAGGAGUGAUGCGAAGAUGAAUUUUUAAGGCAUUCUUUACACCCGUAUUGUUAAACCAGAUUUUACCGUAUUGUACAAAUAUUUUAUUUGUUCUGAAAUUAAAUAGUUAUCAAUGUAUAUACAAUGUGUUACAAUAAAAAGCAAGUGGGUGAAUUAUA